Molecule: messenger RNA, 2305 nt
Organism: Patella vulgata (common limpet)
Lineage: Eukaryota; Metazoa; Mollusca; Gastropoda; Patellidae
Exons: 5
Coding region: 58-1419 (453 amino acids)
Source: RefSeq, a predicted model, not a curated record
AUAUUGGCAAGUUGUCAAAAAUGAGUUGGGACAGAUGCUGUUAUUUGUGACACUUUAAUGCUGAUUGGAAGACGGGUGAACAUUGGCAGGUUGUCAAAAAUGAUUUAUGAAGUUUUAUAUUUGAUGACAUUUUUUAAAAGUGUCACCUGUGUUAGAGUAGAAUUACCCGCCGUGUAUGACUACCAGCUGUCAUGGGACGUAACAAACAGAACAGAUUUUAAAUUCAACGUUAAAGCCGAGAUGGAAGCAAGGUUGUCUCUCGAUACAGACAGACCAAGUAACAGUGAUCCGGAAAUAAUAAUCGGCGGAAUGGGAAAUACCAGAACAGAAGUCUUUGAUUGCCGUACAUGUAAUACAUUAUUAAGAUAUGAAGACAAUAAUCCCCUAUCUAGUGGUACCAAAAAGUAUUUUUGGAUAAACUUGUCGACAAAUAAAUUUAGUUGUGGUUUCGGGACAUUAACAACGGUUGAUCCACUUAUUGAUUACUCACCCUUUCCUACAACAAAUCGGAUAUGGAUAAGUUCAUAUCCGACCGCUGCAGGUUCAUGGGAAAUGCCUGAUUACUUGACAAUGACGAUUCCCUCAACUCUGCUACCUAAUACAACAGUUCACUGGGAUGUAGCUGGUAUUACAUCAGCUUUAUUGUCCAUAGAAACUUGUGGAAGUGUUGAUCUAAUCUUCACCACAGAUAUAGCUGGUGAUUAUUAUCAAGUUGGUUUGGGUGAUUGUGCCAAGACGUGUACAACACUAACUAAAUUCAUGUCGUCCUCUACUCCAACCACCCUGACAGCCACUGAGAAUCCUCUACAAUGCUCCAGUUUUGCAGAUAUAUGGAUAAGUUGGGAGAGUGGUGCUAGAAAACUAGAAGUUGGAACGGGACACGUUCUGAAUCAGAAUGCCUUGGUUGCUAUGGAGAACCUCGAUGAUCUGAACACUAUUGAAAAGAUGGAACCAAGGAGCACAGAUACGACACAGUGGAAAAUAGAUCUAUAUGGGUGUAAGUUUUUGAGCUGGCAAGAAUGGGGUGGUUGGUCAAUCUGUGACAGGGAUGGUCAGGUCUUACAUAGAUAUCGUGUCUGUCAGUGUGAACAUCCUCCAUCAGAUCCAAACUUUGAUCCUCUCCUGUAUUGUAAUGGCGAUUACAGAGAAGAAAUUAAAAGUAACGCUGUCGUGUGCAAGAAAUGGAAAUAUAAGGGUAAACUUUAUUCCACAACCAUGGAUAAAUCAGUUACCACCGCAGUCUCACAGGCAGCCUGUAUGUUAAAUUGUAGAACAUCAUUCCCCAAUUGCUACUAUAUAUCUUACAAUAAGUUGGAGAAACUGUGUUGGAUGUAUAUCGGGGGAAUACCACAUUUUAAGUGGGUAUCGAAUCAGUUCAUUCUCAAUGAAAAUUUUAAAACGCACGCUUUUUAUCAGUAGACGAUCAUUUAUUUAUAACACGGCACCAAAUGUACAGUUAAAACGCAGCACCAGAUGAUCAGUUAUAACACGGCACCAGAUGAUCAGUUAUAACACCACUUGAUCAGUUAUAACGCGGCACCAGAUGAUCAACACGGUACCAGGUGAUCGGUUAUAACACGACACGCGAUAAUUAGUUAUAACACAGCACAAAAUGUUCAGUUAGAAUACAAUACCAGAUGAUCAGUUGUAAAACGGCACCAGAUGUUAUAACACGGUACCAGAUGAUCGGUUAUAACACGACACGAGAUAAUUUGUUAUAACAUAGCGCAAAAUGUUCAGUUAUAAUACGGCACCAGAUGAUCAGUUAUAACACGAUACCAGAUGAUCGGUUAUAACACGACACGAGAUAAUUUGUUAUAACAUAGCGCAAAAUGUUCAGUUAUAAUACGGCACCAGAUGAUCAGUUAUAACACGAUACCAGAUGAUCGGUUAUAACACGACACGAGAUAAUUUGUUAUAACACAGCACCAAAUGUUCAGUUAUAAUACGAUACCAGAUGAUCAGUUGUAAAACGGCAUCAGAUGAUCAGUUAUUACACGGUACCAGAUGACCAUUUUAAACACAGCACCAGAUGAUCAGCUUAAACACAUCACCAGAUGAUCAGUUGUGACACGGCACCAGAUUAUCAGUUGUAACACGGGACCAGAGGAUCAGUUGUAACACGGGACCAGAUGAUCAGUUGUGGCACGACACCAGAUGAUCAGUUGUAACACGGUACCAGAUGAUCGAUUAUAACACGACACCAGAUCGACAGUUAUAACACGGCACUAAAUGAUCAGUUAUAACACGACACCAGAUCGACAGUUAUAACACGACACCGUGACCUUCUGGUUAGUGAUCAAGU